AGCAAACUGACUCACAAGUGGUUUCUCUAGCAGCCAGAGGCCACACAUCCCUCAGAGACUUUGUAGCUGGUCAUCAAUGAGUGGUCUUCUGAGUCUGGACUGGGAAUUAUCUGAGGAGGGCUACACCUGCCAGCUUUAAAAGCUAAGACUCCACAUCCAUGUUUUUGAGUGGCUUGUUUCCUUCUUGAACGCUUGGUACUCCCAGAAAAGCUAGAAACGAGGAAAAAGGAGAAAUUCCAGACAUUUCAGUUAAGUCUUAAGAUUGCUCCAGAUGAAGGACAGAGCCUUCAUCAAAAGAAGAAUGGUCUAAUUGACAGGUCAGCCUCACAAUAAAGCCAAAGCUGAAAAAGAAGCCACCUAGACUCUUUCCAUGACCAGAAGAAUGAACACUGAGAGACCUUCCAACUUAAUCAAACACCCAGGGCAGACAAGCAUUCCAUCCCUUGAAAACAUAAGCAAUUUUUCAUUAAAUAUCACUGACUGCACCCAGGUUGUGGUGCCAGAGGAAGUCUUUUUCACUGUUGCUGCCGCUGGGAUACUGGAAAAUCUACUUAUCCUCAUUGCUGUUGUGAGAAAUAAGAAUUUACACUUGCCCAUGUACUUCUUCAUUUGCAGUUUAGCCAUUUCAGACAUGUUAGGUAGCUUGUACAAAACUCUGGAGAACAUCUUUAUCAUCUUGUGCAAAAUGGGAUACCUAACACGUCACGGAGACUUUGAGAAAAAACUGGAUGAUGCCAUGGACUCCAUGUUCAUUCUGUCUCUGCUGGGGUCUAUUUUCAGCCUGCUGGCCAUAGCAGCAGACAGGUACAUCACUAUCUUCUACGCUCUGCGGUACCACAAUAUCAUGACACUGAGGAGGGCCUUGGUUAUCCUGGCCAUCAUCUGGGCGUUCUGUGCCGGCAGCAGCAUUGCCAUCGCCCUCUUCUCCUAUGAAGCAGCGACGGUCAUUCCCUUCACCAUCCUCUUCCCUUUGAUGAUGUUUUUCAUACUCUGCCUCUACAUCCACAUGUUCCUCCUGGCUCGAUCUCACGCCAAAAAGAUCGCCUCACUGCCCAGCAGCACUGUCCAUCACAGAACUAACAUGAAAGGCGCCAUCACGCUGACUAUUUUCCUUGGAGUUUUCCUUUGCUGUUGGGCCCCCUUUGUUCUUCACAUCCUCUUAGCAAGGUUUUGCCCACACAACCCUUACUGUGCCUGCUACAUGUCCAUUUUCCAUGUGAAUGGGACACUCAUCAUGUGCAAUGCCAUCAUCAACCCUAUGAUUUUUGCAUUCCGAAGCCCAGAGUUGCGGAGUACAUUUAAGAAGAUGUUCUAUUGUCCCAGGUCAAGCUGCAACUGGUGAACACUUCAUCAAAAAUGAAAAUUAUAGAAGCAUUUAUGGGGUGCUGUGCAACAUCAGUGUGAAGAGUUAAAAAUACCAACAAUUACACCCAAAGUAAUGCUAUGCUUGUAGUAUACUGCCAGAGAUUUUUCAGUUAACAAAUAAUGAAUAAAAAAUAAGUAAGCACACAAAUCUUUGUCAACCAGACCUCCACACUAAGCUAAUUCUGCUGAUAAUUUUCAUUCAAGGAAAAAAACCUGAACAAAUGUCUUAAUUACCUUUUGUCAUUUCAGAAAAAUCCAAACUAAAAUCCGCAUCAUGUUGCAUUACCUGAGACAUGAGCAAAUUAAUUUUGUAUAAAUUUCAAUUCAAUGCAUAUACUACUUUAAAAUUCUGUUGGUUAAAUUGCAAUGAAGUGAACAUUUGUUUCUAAACCAUGCAUUU
This is a messenger RNA of Zonotrichia albicollis (white-throated sparrow), 1765 nucleotides long. NCBI's taxonomy places the organism in Eukaryota, Metazoa, Chordata, Aves, Passeriformes, Passerellidae. The record is from RefSeq and is a predicted model, not a curated record.